Chara braunii is the source of this 528-nucleotide messenger RNA. The record is from the annotation of a GenBank genome assembly. Lineage: Eukaryota; Viridiplantae; Streptophyta; Charophyceae; Charales; Characeae.
CGCAACCCACAACUGACCCCCUCUCCAACACUCAUCAUAUAUGCAAAAUGAGAAUAAAUCUUCCGCUAGAACAAGGGAAGAUACAUCGCCCGUUGGCCAUGACCCCCGCUAUGAGCAAAGUCGCGAUCCGGAUGGUUGCACUGAGACAUCACGGUGACGACGAGCCCCCCAAUGUCGACGCUUGCCUGUACAAGAAUGACCCUGAUGAAGAUUACCAUGAUGAUGGGGUGAGACAGGAGGAGGAUGAGCAGCAUGAGCAGGUUGAGGAGCGGCAGGGGUGGCCCGAGCCGCGGGAGCUGCACGACGAGGAUGAGCAGCCUGCAGAGGAGCAGCAACAUGAGCAGCAGCAGGAGCAGCAGCAGGAGCAGCAGCAAGAGCAGCAGCAGGAGCAGCAACAAGGGGAUGAGGAGCAGCAGCAGCAUGAGAGGGAGAAGGAGCAGCAGCAGCAUGAGAGGGAGAAGGAGCAGCAGCAGCAUGAGAGGGAUGAGGAGCAGUAACCAAAAGUGUUUCGCCCAAGGCUUGGCAUAG